CUCUCCAGAAUCCCCAAUUCUUUCUUUGCAGAAUCAACCUCCCAAAUCCCUCUUUUUUCAUCUAAUUCUCAAAAGGAAAAAAAUAAAAGAAGAAAUCGUGCGUGCAGUUUGUUCACCGGUUUGUCUUCAUCUUCAUCGUAUGAACCUCGCUGCUCGAAUUCAAAAUGGUUCGAGCAGCUGAGGAUGAACAAAACAUGAAUCCCGGAGUAGGUGAUGAAGGCGCCACAAACAAUGACAGCAAAUGCUCAGUUUCAGAUUUGGAUACGGUGAAGGAAAAGUUCGCGAAAUUGCUUUUAGGCGAGGAUAUGUCAGGCGGAGGAAAGGGCGUUUCAUCAGCUCAGGCUUUGUCAAAUGCCAUUACGAAUCUAGCAGCUGCUGUUUUUGGGGAACAAUCACGAUUAGAGCCAAUGCCACCGGAAAGGAAAGCAAGGUGGCGGAAGGAAAUGGACUGGCUCUUAUCUGUCACCGAUCACAUUGUUGAAUUUGUCCCCUCAAAACAAAACACUAAUGGCGUAAACAUGGAGAUUAUGGUUACAAGGCAACGGAGCGACCUCCAUAUGAACAUUCCUGCAUUAAGGAAGCUUGACGCCAUGCUCAUUGAGUGCUUGGAUAAUUUUCAAGGGGAACAUGAGUUCACGUAUGCAUCAAAAGAUGACAACGAAGCAAAAAGCCAAAGAAAGAGGGAAGAAGAUAAAUGGUGGUUACCAACCCCAAAGGUCCCUGCAGACGGUUUAUCAGAGUCUACAAAGAAAUGGUUACAAUUUCAAAAAGACGCAGUUCACCAAGUACUCAAAGCAGCCUUAGCCAUUAACGCACAAAUUCUAAUGGAAAUGGAAGUCCCUGAAAGCUACACCGAAACCCUCCCAAAGAAUGGAAGGGCGAGCUUGGGAGACUAUAUCUAUAAGAGUAUAACGGUUGAGCACUUUGAUCCGGAUCACUUUCUUUCAUCAAUGGAUUUAACGAUUGAUCAUAAAAUUGUUGACCUCAAGAACAGAAUCGAGGCGUCUGUAGUGAUAUGGAAGAGGAAGAUGUCUGCUAAAGAUGGAAGAUCUAGUUGGGGUUCAGGUGUUAGUUUGGAAAAAAGAGAACAAUUUGGAGAUCGAGCAGAGACUAUUUUAUUAAUUCUUAAACAACGUUACCCUGGGAUCCCUCAAUCCAUACUAGAAAUCAGCAAAAUCGAACACAAUAGAGAUGUUGGGCUUGCUAUUCUUGAGAGUUAUUCAAGAAUCCUAGAAAGUUUGGCACAUAAAGUGUUGUCACGUAUAGAAGACGUACAGCAUGCAGAUGCUCUUACACAAAAUCCAUCUUUGGGAGAUAUGAAGACCAAUUCUCUUAAAGAUUCAGUCAAGAUAUUAACAUCAGGUAAAUUCCCAGAUGCAGUAGAAGAGAUAGAAAGCUGAAUCAUUCAAUGACAUUGCCACAUUCAACACAAAAGUUCACAAUUUCAGACCUACAUAGAGUUUCGAUUUACUGUUCUUUCUUCCCAUGUAAAAUGUAAAAUGUAAAAUGUAUAGAAGAGAACAGAUUGUAUAUUGUGUUUGGUGUGAAUUGGAUUGGAUUGGGGUUGAAACUGAUGAAUCAAUUGUACAAAAAGAUUUGUAAUGAACACGAAUUCAUGCUUGAUUCUACCACAUCAUAUACUUGAAAAGUGAAAGGAGUUUUGGAGUAGGAAGCAAACAUGUACUUACAAGUUGUGGCAAGGAUACAUAAAAGACAUAACUAUAUAAAAUGUUUAUCAGAUUAGAUUUUGCCACGUGGACCUAGCUUAGGUGGUAGUUGUGGGCCCUUGACGAUGGGUAACACGUCACCUGUAGCGGUGGAGCUGAAGUAAGCAAGGGUGGAACCACCUCCAAGAAUCAAGAACUUGAGUAGCAAUCCUCUCUUGGUAAAA
Molecule: messenger RNA, 1891 nt
Organism: Lactuca sativa (garden lettuce)
Lineage: Eukaryota; Viridiplantae; Streptophyta; Magnoliopsida; Asterales; Asteraceae
Product: rop guanine nucleotide exchange factor 12
Molecular function (GO): guanyl-nucleotide exchange factor activity
Source: RefSeq, a predicted model, not a curated record